Ictalurus punctatus (channel catfish) is the source of this 1712-nucleotide messenger RNA. RefSeq names its product eukaryotic translation initiation factor 4E family member 2 (gene eif4e2). Gene Ontology annotation, molecular function: translation initiation factor activity; RNA 7-methylguanosine cap binding. The transcript is spliced from 8 exons. Lineage: Eukaryota; Metazoa; Chordata; Actinopteri; Siluriformes; Ictaluridae. Bases 117 to 827 code for a protein of 236 amino acids. Gene Ontology annotation, biological process: translational initiation. The record is from RefSeq and is a predicted model, not a curated record. Gene Ontology annotation, cellular component: cytoplasm; eukaryotic translation initiation factor 4F complex.
UGCGCGCAUGCGCGGUCCGCUCGCCAUCGAACCAGGAUGCUCGUGCUCUGAUGCUGCGGAUUUGACGGGUCGGCCUCCGGAACAGCGAGCGGAGAAAGGCCGGAACUUAGGAAAUAAUGAACAACAAAUUUGACGCUCUGAAAGAUGACGACAGUGGAGAUCACGACCAGGACAACGGCUCACCGAAAGAUGGUGAGAAGGAAAGGAAUGAGGAUGAGGAAAAGGACCAAAACACUACCAAGAAGAAGGCUGUGGUUCCUGGGGCAGGUGAACACCCUCUUCAGUAUAACUACACAUUCUGGUAUUCUCGGCGAACCCCAGGCAGACCAGCCAGUACACAGAGCUAUGAGCAGAACAUCAAACAAAUUGGCAGCUUUGCUUCGGUGGAGCAGUUCUGGCGGUUUUACAGUCACAUGAUCAGACCAGGUGAUCUGACUGGCCAUAGCGACUUUCACCUGUUUAAAGAGGGAAUCAAGCCCAUGUGGGAGGAUGAUGCUAAUAAGAGUGGAGGGAAGUGGAUAAUUCGGCUGCGGAAGGGUCUGGCCUCACGCUGCUGGGAAAAUCUGAUCCUGGCCAUGUUGGGUGAGCAGUUCAUGGUUGGUGAGGAGAUCUGUGGCGCUGUUGUCUCAGUCCGCUUCCAGGAGGAUAUCAUAUCUAUCUGGAACAAAACGGCAAGUGAUCAGGCCACUACUGCUCGCAUCAGAGACACGCUUCGCAGAGUCCUCAACCUGCCACCAAACACCAUCAUGGAGUACAAAACGCACACUGACAGCAUCAAGGCUUGGGAGGAUUUUCAUGGACUGGUGAAUGCUAGUGGUGGUCGCUAGGUCUUUCUCAAGGGUGAACAAUUGCAGGGGUUUAGUUACCUUCAGUGUGGAUGAAGAGGACUUUCCUAGGGCAUACAACUCACUUAUUUAUGAAUUAACAUUGUUUUGAAUAGAAAACAAAAGGGAUAUUGGCUACUGGAAAGCCCAUAUUCCUGGUCAAAAUAUCUGUUCAGCUAAAAUGCCCCUGAGAAUGAAGGAGGAGUCAAAUGACCAGUAACAGAUGUUUUCAAUACUUAUUAAGAAAAACAUAAGCCAGUGCAGAAACAAGCCUCAAUAAUUGUCGCUACUGUGGUUCUGAUGAAGGCUGAUUAACAAAACCAAUCAAAUUAAAUUUGUUGAAUCAUUGUACAGUAAGUCAUGUUGACCUCAUCUGGCAAGUUAUUCAGCUUCACAUAACCCACACUUCUUAGAAAGCAAGUACUUUUAUUUGAUAUUGUCAUAAACAGGGUUACAUUUUACUAUAGUGCAGUAUUUUAAUUUCAGUGUUAAAGUUUUGUUUUUGAAAUUGUGAGAAACAUUAUAUUUUCAAAGUUUUUUGAAGAGAUAUAUGAUGGAAUCUGUUCUUGAUAUUUUUUUUGUUUUAAGCUGAGUGUGUUGAAACUUAAAAGCCUAAAAGAUAUCGCACAGUGCCUGCUUCCCAGAAGCACUCAGCGAUUUUUGCCUUGGAAAGAUAUUUUUGUGAUUAUGCUGUCAGCCGAAAAAUCCUGAUUCUCCUUUUCCACCAAGUAAAACUGAAGAAUAUUAACUGAUGUGGAUUUGGCGAUUGGGGUUGGUCAUGGUUUGUGUACAUCUUACAUACUGCCUGGAUUUAUAAACUUGGGUGUGUUUUGAAGUAAUGUUUGGAUUACUGAUGGCAAUAAACGUCAAAUAUGCAGCUGCUGCCAA